GCUCGCCCUCUGCUGUCUGCUUUGAAACCUGACCGCCCUCCUUCCUCCUCAGAGCUUCUCAGCAGCUUCAGGAACUGCAGAAACUCACACUUCACCACUCACAGUCCUGCAGCUCCAGAUAACUCUCUUUAUCCAGCCGUUUCCUCUGGAUUAUAGAGAAGGAGCCGCUUCUGAGGAGCUGAGGAGAGCUUCAGUCAGAUCCUCCUGAACUUCUUCAGCCAUGGAGGGAUCUGAGAGCUCCAUAAACCGGAUUGGUCGCACUAUUUGGACAGUCUGGGGUUAUCUCUCAGGGGCUGUGGGAAGAUACCUCAAACCAGAGGUCUCAAACGAAGAAGACAAGCAAAAUGGAGAAGACACCGCGGCCGACGUGACCAUCAGCAAGAGUUACAGAGAGCUGAAAGAAGAUGAAGAAGAGACAGAAAGGAGUGAGACAAACACCUGGGCCCAAAGUGAGAGCCCCCAGAGUGGCGUCCGGGUGCGGCUUGCAGCCGUUCAGUGGGAAAAGGCGAGCAUACGCAAGGGAGGCACAAAAAGAAAAACUGGCACUGGGGUUGCGUGGAACACUGGGGUUCAGGAGGGUUGUAAAGAGGGCACUGAGAGAAAAGUACAUGAGAAGAGGGAUGGUGAAGCUUCAGACAACAACAACGAGGCGGUCAGAACCAACAGUAAUGAUUUUGUUGAAGAAGCGUUUGUUGAUGCUCCUUCUUCCAUCAAUUUAGGCAAAGGAGCUCAAGACUUUGGGGAUUCCGGAAGUGUGGAAUUGGGUAUCGAUGCUGUAAGAAGUGAACAUGUGAUCAGCGACAAGGCUGAAAAAGCAGCAAUGAAAAUUGAAAGUGCUGGCCAAGGAGCAAUACUCGAAGAACGGACAAACAAGUGUGGUUUUGAAGACAACAAAAAUGUCCCGGAAGCCUUGGACAAGAAGGUAAUCAAACAUGCCAAGGACAAGGAUGAAAAUGAGGUGAAAGAAGAUGAGCAAGAGACAAAUCAGAGUAUAACUGAGGAUGAAACUGAGGCGUAUACAUCAGGAAUGGCCGAUGACUUGUUAUCCCACUUGACCCACUCAACAAAGCAAAUGGAAGACCUUUUUGGUUCUCCUUCAAAUGAAGAACUCAAAAUGGAUGGAGAACAUAGCGAGACAACAGAAACAACUGAAAUCCAGUCUGAGAGAGAAGUAAUUGAGGCCAGCGUUGAGGAAACAAAGCAAAGGACUGAAGGAUUCAUUAAAGAUGAGCAAGGAGAAUCCAAGCAUGACGUUGUUGACUAUAAAUCAAAUCUGGAAGAAGCCAAAGCGACUGCAUUUGAACUGCUGGAGGAACCCAGGACAGCACAGGAAGAACAUAGAGAAAAAGAAAUAAUUGAACACGAAUCAGAACCCGUAAACAUGGCCGUGCUGACACCAGGAAAAGAAGAUUCCAACCAUGAAACAAUGGAAGAGAUUGUGGGAACAAUAACGGAUGGAAAUAUUCAAGCAGCUCAGCAGGUAAUUUCUGAGACACUGAACAUCUGUGAGUCAAAGCAAGAUGAAGCACAAUUCGGAUUCACAGAGGAAAUAGUGAAAAUAAGGAAAGAACCAGUUUCAGAAUCAGUUUGCCCAGUUACUGAAUAUGAGGAAAUCUUGACACCAGAAACAGAAUUGGCCGAGGCCAUCGAGGAGUCAAAGCUAGUGACUGUGGGGUCUGUAAAGGAGGGGCAGCCUGAAGCAGAUCUGGAAUCAAGUGAAUUCAGAAGUCCUGAAAUUGUCUACAAACCAAAUUUUCAUGAGUCAGAGCUGGAUGAAUCCCAAACUGUAUUUACAGAGGAAAUGAUCAAGCCUGAAUGUGAAGCUUUGGAGGAAUCUUUAACAGGACAGAAGGAGAACACAGAAAUCCAUGGAAAUGAGCCAGAAUCUUUUAGAAAAGGUACUGAAAAUGAUCCAGCAAGUGUCACUGAAGAAUCAAAACAGUUGACUUUAGCAACCACUGAAGAUGAGCAACAAGAAGCUAAACAAUUUAGUGAAUCUGAAUUUGCUGAAGCAGUUGAGCUGUGUGAAUCAAAACUGGAUGAAUCGCCCAUUCAACUUACUGAAGAAAGAGAGGAGACUGAGUGUGAUAUUUUGGAGGAACCUGUGAUGGGGCUUAUAGAAGUUGCAGAAAGGGAAUCAAACCAAGUUCUUGAUGAAUCAGAGCAGCAUAAAGCAGGUUUUGAAUCAAGUGAAUUCAUAGUUUCUGAAAUUGCUGCCAAACCAGACAUUCACAAGUCAAAGUUGGAUGAAAACCAAAUUGUAUUCCCAGUGGAAAUGGAGGAAACUGAAUGUGAACCACUGGAGGAAUCUGCAACAGGACAGAUGGAGAACGCAGAAAUCUAUGGAAAUAAGCCAGAAUCUUUUAGUAAAGGUACUGAAAAUGAUCCAGCCAGUGUCACUGAAGAAUCAAAACAGUUGACUUUAGCAACCACUGAAGAUGAGCAACAAGAAGCUAAACAAUUUAGUGAAUCUGAAUUUGCUGAAGCAGUUGAGCUGUGUGAAUCAAAACUGGAUGAAUCGCCCAUUCAACUUACUGAAGAAAGAGAGGAGACUGAGUGUGAUCUUUUGGAGGAACCUGUGAUGGGGCAUAUAGAAGUUGCAGAAAGGGAAUCAAACCAAGUUCUUGAGGAAUCAGUGCAGCAUAAAGCAGGGUUUGAAUCAAGUGAAUUCAUAGUUUCUGAAAUUGCUGCCAAACAAGACAUUCACAAGUCAAAGUUGGAUGAAAACCAAAUUGUAUUUCCAGAGGAAAUGGAGGAAACUGAAUCUGAACCACUGGAGAAACCUACAACAGGACAGAUGGAGAAUGCAGAAAUCUAUGGAAAAGAGACAGAACCUAUUAGUGAAAGUACUGAAAAUGAAACGACACCAACAACAGAAAUUGAGCCAGUCAAUAUUAUCAAACAGUCAAGUCAAAUGACUUUGGAAACCGCUGAAGAUGAGCAUCAAGAAGCUACACAAUUAGGUGAAUCUAAGUUUCCUGAAGCUGUUGACCUAUGUGAAUCAAAACUGGAUGAAUCACCCGUUCAAUGUACUGAGGAAAGAGCUAAGAAUGAAUGGGAUCUUGUAGAGGAACCUGUGACAGGACUUAUGGAAGUUGCAGAAACUCAUGGAAAAGAUCUAGAACCCUUUAGCAUAGAUACAGAGAAUGAGGCAGCACCGACUGUUCUUGAGGAAUCGGAGCUGGCGAUUGUUGGAACCAGAAAAGAGGGGUAUCAUAACGCAGGUUUUGAAUCAAGUGAACUCGUAGGUUCUGAAAUUGCAGACAAAUCAGACAUCCACAAGGCAAAGCUUGAUGAUAACCUAACUGAAUUCUCAGAGGAAAUAGCAGAGACUGAGGAAAGAGUGAUGAGUGAACAGUGUGAUCUUUUAGUGGAACAUGUAACUGGACACGUGGAAGUUGCAGAAGUUCAUGGAAAAGACCUAGAACCUUCAAGAAAAGAUACUGAAACUGUAGCAGAUCUACUGCCAGACAGUGAAUCCAUCACUCUCUUCCUUUUGGAACCAACACAAGAGAUUGUGGUUACAGGGAAAAGUGAGCAGAGGGAAGCAGAUCAGCAGCAGCUGGUGAGUGAGGUCAUUGGCUCUGAAAUUACUGAAAAUCUGGACAUUUAUGGGGCAAAGCUCGACGAAACCCAAAGUGAAUUCACAGCAGGAAUAGUUGAGACUGAAUGUGAAUUCUCCAGUAAGAUGACCUUUAAUGACGAGUCUGUGGACCGUGAGACUGUGGAGGCCAUAGUGGAGGAAGCAGAUCAGUUAAACCAACCAGACGAGAAUUCAGAAGCAGGAACCACAUUGCAUGUAGCGCUCAGAACAGAAGAAGAGACAUUAGGUGACACAGUUUAUGCUAUAUAUGGAUCACAAACACCAGAAAUGGUGAUUAAGCAAGACAGUGAGUCAGUCAUCGUGCUAGUAACGGAAGAGCCUGGAAACCAAAGCGAGACCACAGAAUUUCAACAGGAGGUCAGAGCAGAAGUUGCAGCAGAUGUUAUGAAGAAAUCAGCAGUGAUGGAGCGUGUACACGAGCAGCCAAAAUGUAAUGAACAUUUAGCUCUGCAGGAAACUAUGGCCUAUGGACUAUCUGUCCUUGGAAAUGAAUCUUUGCAAGAGUUCUCAGAUAGUAAACACAUAAUUGAGUUACAGUUACCUGAAGAACAGAUCAGUAUCAUGCAAAUAAAAACAAAAGAGAUGGAGUCUGGUUUUGCUGAGCAAGCAGAAGAAACUGCUGUUGAAUCUGUUGAUAAAAUGCCAAGCUCUUCGCCACAGGAACUGGACAAAUGUGAGAACGUUUCUGUGGGUAUUGAGUUGCUUACAGGACUGACUACGGAAACAAAAGACAGUUUUACUGCACAGAAAGUGGAAGUGCUUGAAGUGAACACUGAAUUAACAGCUGUGAGAGACCGUGUCAUAACCGAAGCAAAGUGUGAGAAAGCUGCAUUUGAAAUGGAUGCUUCAGAAACAGAAAGUGAGUCUACUCUUGCAGCUGUAGAGGCCCCAGAGACGUUUGGAAAAUCAGAGGCUUCUGUUUCAGAUGAAACGUUUGGAAGCCAGAGUCUGUUCAAGCAGGACGAGUGGACUGUGCAAGACAGAUCAGCUGUUGAACCACAUGGACAGCAGAUGGAAUACUCGGGGGAGUUGGGUCUGCCAGAGAGUGAAUCAGCACUGGAAACAUCUGCAGAGAUGCAGAGGGAUUUAGAAAAAGGCGGCGGUGAAGAUGCAAAAAGCCCUGAUGAGACCGAUGGUGGAUUCCCUUAUGAAAAGCAGGUCAUGAUGGCUUCAUUAGGGGUCGUAAAUGAAGUAAUGAGAGGACUGAAACAAAAAUGUGAAGAAAGUCAGAGUUUAUCUUCAAGGGAAAUGGACACACAUGAAAAAGGGGUGACCGAAACAUUGAAAGAAAGGGUGGAAACAUCAGACCCUAAUCUGAAUCUCCUGCAUACAGUGAAAAUCAGACAGAAUUUACCAGUAGAAGCAAUGGACAUUGGCAGCGAAAGAGAAAGAAAAGAAGAAGUCUCUCAGCAUACCACAGGUGAUGACGUAGAGCUUCUUGCAGAGGGAAAAGAGGAUAUUGGUUUUAAAGAAGAAAAGGCCGAUGGUGAAGAGAAAUUACUAGUUGACAGUAAUGGAAACAUGCAAGAAAGAAGCAGACCUGGCCUGAAGAGAGGGUUUGAAAAAAUGGCAAGAAAUGAAGAGAGUAAACCAACAGUUCCUAAGGACUGGGCCGGAACCAGCCUUGUACUCCAGCAGGUCUCCUCAUUGGACUGCACGGUCCAGAAGUCAAAAAUUGCAGUGAAAAACCCUCAUGUUCGACCACCCAAAGACCCUCGUACGCUCAUAAACAAGGCUUCAGUGGAGCCCUUGGCACCGACCCGCCCCUCACAGCCCAGUCCUCUGAGAAAGGCUCAGGGAGAAGGGCUCAUAAUACCACAGAAAGGAGUCCAAGGAAUUGGAUUCAAACUUCCUGGUCUGGGUGCAGGAUUCCCUGCUUUGAGAAAAACUGAUGCUGGUAGGAAAAUCAGGGACGAGGGAGAGACAGAGAGUUCAUCAACAGAGUCUCUUCCCCUUCAGAAAUCUGAUCCCCCGACUGAGACAAAAGAAGAAAGUGUCAAGCCAGAGCAGCCGGCUAACAAACCCAAAUGGACGCCCCCGAGACAUCCUGGGAUGGGAAACCCAAUGAUGAUGUCAGAACUGAAAAGCAAACUCAAAAAGACUGGAAAAGAGUGAAGAGCUUCACCAGAGAAGAACAUCACAAUUUAACCAGCCCUUUUUUACUGAUUCUGUUCACUUUCUUUGCUAUUUCUUCCACAGUGCAAUGAAAACUAGUCUUUUCUUCCCCUGCAGUGCAAUAUAAAAAAAAUCAUAUAAUUUUUUGACUGUGCAAUGUAAAAAAAUGAGAUUUAUAGUAAAGAAAAAAAUAUUUAUAUGUGUAAAAAUUGUCUAAUUAAAUAAAUGUGCAAAUUCUAUUUUAUAUUUAUACUCUUUUAAAUGGGAAUCUUUGAUAUGUUGAUAUAGUUUAAAUAAAAAGUUAAAAUGUAAACAGUUAUUCAUAGUGAACUGUUCACACUGGAGCCGAAUUGAAGCAGAUACCACAACAUUAUUACAAAUGGUUAGAAAUACACUGAGACACAGUUUAAACACAGGUCUAACAUGUGUUUUAGUAUAGAGAGGGAUACAGUCCCCCAUAAAUUGCUAAAUUGCUGUUUUUCUAUCAUACCAAUCCAUAAAUAACGUAAAAGUGUGUGGCACUUUUCAUUCAUUACACACUCUUCAUUCAUUUGUGCAUUCAUGCUUUACUGAAGUACUUCUAUUUUGGGUAAUUUUUUACACUAUUUCCAAAGUCAAAUAUAGUUUCGUCCUAUACAUUAUACGCUAUAAAAUCUAAAGUAAUUCAUUUUGGGUUUUGCAUGCAUAACAAUUUUGCAUAUUAAAACAAAAGAAGCAUAAAGCAAGCUCACCAGCAGGGUACAGCACACACUUUGCAAACCUAUAGUUCAUUGUCUGUGCUACAGGGUACAAUAUAGGGAAUGUCUGUGUCUGCAUAAACUAUGGAAUAAAUAGAAUAUAUAGUUAAAAAUAAUAAAGGAAAACUCAUUUGUACCUCUGAA
This is a messenger RNA of Astyanax mexicanus (Mexican tetra), 6600 nucleotides long. RefSeq lists its product as uncharacterized. The transcript has 6 exons. NCBI's taxonomy places the organism in Eukaryota, Metazoa, Chordata, Actinopteri, Characiformes, Acestrorhamphidae. Bases 221 to 5719 code for a protein of 1832 amino acids. The record is from RefSeq and is a predicted model, not a curated record.